CACAGACCUACGUGCCUGCGUUUCUGGGUAGAUAAAACAAAAACAGUGUUCGUGUCGGAGUUUGAAGCUUGGACACAACAGACGGUAUCGUUAGAAACAAUCUUUUUUGCACGCUGUCCUGCUGCAAAAUCUCUUUUCUACUGUAAAACAUGGCAACUGACUGCGAGGCCUGGCUGAACGCAAACCCUGUUGAUGCCGAGGACCUGAGUGACUCCUUUGUAUCUGGAGACGAAGACAACGGCAAGGUGGCUAUUUCCAACAACAAUGAGGUCAAUGGCAACUGGCUGUCCUUAUCAAGCAACAGCAUCCAUGAGGCACGUCUCAAGGCGAAGGCCAAGCGGAGGCUGAGAAAGAACUCUUCCAGGGACUCUGGCAGGGGGGACUCCCUCAGCGACAAUGGGGACAUGGUCAGGGGAACCUCUGUGGCACCCACGAGCCCCAAAAGCAAGCUGCUGGACAGAAAGUCACGACUGGGCAAGGGCAGAGGUCUUCCAAAGAAAGGUGGGGCUGGAGGCAAAGGUGUCUGGGGCCGAUCCGGCGAGGUUUACGAGCCGGAGCAGGUGGAUGAGAAAGACCCCAACUAUGACGAAGCUCAGGAAAACUGUGUGUAUGAGACUGUGGUCCCCCCGCUGGAUGAGAGGGACUUUGAGAAGACAGUCACCCCCAUAGUGCAAGAGUACUUUGAACAUGGUGACACAAAUGAAGUAGCGGAGCUGCUUGCAGAACUGAACCUGGGGCCUAUGCGGAGUGAGGUGCCCUCGCUGGCUGUGUCACUGGCCCUGGAGGCCAAAGCCAGUCACCGGGAGCUCACCUCCAGGCUGCUGGCUGACUUAUGUGGACCUGUUCUGUCCCGCAGCGACAUGGAAAACUCCUUCGACAAACUCCUCCGAGAGCUGCCUGACCUGGUCCUGGACACACCUGGAGCCCCGAAGUUGGUGGGCCAGUUCAUUGCGCGCGCUGUCAGCGACCAAAUAUUGUCGAAGGGAUAUAUCGAGGGUUACAAAGGCAAAGUUGACUGUGAAUACACAAGGGCUGCACUCGAUCGGGCAGCUGUGCUGCUGAAGAUGAGUAUGGGUGGGCUUCGCAUAGACAACCAGUGGGGGACAGGCGGGGGCCAGAGACCUGUCAUAGAGCUCAUCAAAGAGAUGAACCUGCUGCUGAAGGAGUACCUCCUCUCUGGAGACAGUAAGGAGGCUGAGAGAUGCCUGAGAGAUCUGGAGGUUCCCCAUUUCCACCACGAGUUUGUUUACGAGGCGAUAGUGAUGGUGUUGGAGUCCAAAGGGGAGAAAACAUUCAAAAUGGUUCUGCAGCUACUCAAGUCGCUUUCUGUGUCCUCCAUCAUCACUGUGGACCAAAUGAGAAGGGGCUAUGAAAGAGUUUAUAUGGACAUUGCUGAAAUCAACAUUGACGUCCCUCGUGCAUACUUCAUCCUGGAGCAGUUUGUUGAUAAGAGCCUCAGUAUGGGAAUAAUUGAUGUAAAGUUAAGAGAUCUUUGUCCCUGUCGGGGCCGGAAGAGAUUUGUCAGUGAAGGAGAUGGUGGUGUGGUCAAACUUGAAAGCUACUGAGGAGCCAUUUUUAUGUGCUAGAAAAGAAGAGGAAGAGGAUAAAGCUACUUUUUUACUUGCAUAUUUUUCAAGAUAGUUGGGUACAAUUUUUUUCCCUUCUAACAGUCAAAAGAAUGUACAUUUCUGAAAUUGAGGUGGGCAAAAAAAAAAAAGCACUUUCGAUAGACUGAAGAUUCUCCAAGGUGUUUCAAUAUAAACAUUUACAUAAGCUAACCC
Molecule: messenger RNA, 1781 nt
Organism: Toxotes jaculatrix (banded archerfish)
Lineage: Eukaryota; Metazoa; Chordata; Actinopteri; Toxotidae
Gene: pdcd4b
Product: programmed cell death 4b
Exons: 12
Coding region: 150-1565 (471 amino acids)
Biological process (GO): negative regulation of DNA-templated transcription
Cellular component (GO): cytosol; nucleus
Source: RefSeq, a predicted model, not a curated record